AUGCAGACGGCUAAGGGGAAGGCCGAGGCGCUGGGACGAAAGGCCAAGCUUGCCAAUUCCUACCAGGAGCUCUUAGAUGAAUUCGCGAGCAAUGAUCUCAAAUCAGUCGGCAAUUACACCCUCGGCCGCCUCAUUGGCAAAGGAUCCUUUGGCAAGGUGUAUCUGGCCACCCACAAGCUCACUAAUGGCUCCAAGGUCGUGUUGAAGUCGGCGAAUCGAACCGACUCUAAUCUGGCCCGCGAAAUCCACCACCACCGACAGUUUGUCCACCCACACAUUGCGAGGUUGUAUGAAGUUAUUGUGACGGAGAACUUGGUGUGGAUGGUUCUCGAGUACUGUGCAGGCGACGAACUGUACAACUACCUACUCGACCAUGGCCCGCUUCCUAUGCCAAAGGUGCAAAAGAUUUUUGCACAGCUUGUCGGCGCUGUCAGCUAUGUGCACAUGCAGUCCUGCGUCCAUCGCGACCUCAAGCUCGAGAACAUUCUCUUUGAUACACACGAAAACGUGAAGCUGGUCGAUUUUGGCUUUACGAGAGAGUACGAGGGCCGAACAAAUCAUUUGCAGACUUUUUGUGGAACAAUAUGCUACUCGGCGCCGGAAAUGUUGAAAGGCGAGAAGUAUGCCGGUGAAAAGGUGGACGUGUGGAGUUUGGGCAUCAUUCUCUUCGCCCUGCUCUGCGGAGAGCUUCCUUUUGACGACGAUGACGACAACGUAACUCGAACGAAGAUUCUCACUGAAGAACCAAACUUCCCCGAACACUGUCCGGCUGAAGCGAUUCCUCUUAUCAAAUCCCUUCUCUCGAAACGUCCUAUACUCCGACCAGGACUCCCGGAGAUUCUGGCUCAUCCUUUUCUAGCAGAGCAUGCGCCAGCGCAACAGGCUAUUCUUGAAACGAAAGCCCUGCCCCCAUUUUCUACCCUGUUGGAGAAAGACUGCCUACAUCGUAUGCGAAGUGCUGGAGUAGACACCGAUGCCAUUAUUGAGAGCGUCAUGGCACAAAAGUGCAAUGCCCUGGCUGGAUGGUGGACGCUAUUGCUUGAGAAGGAAGAACGAAAACUUCGCCGGAGAGAGAGAAAGAGGAAAGAGAGAGAAAAGGAUAUGGACAAGAGCCUUCAUCGAAUCUCAGUAGCGUCAAGUCGUUUCGAGCGGAUGCUGCAGGAUGUGGACGAAGAUGGCGGCCUAACCAAGCAGUUUAUCAAAUUAGGAGAACCAGCAAUGCCCAGGACCCGAGGGAGACCAGAUCGUAGGAGUGCGCACUACUACGACUUGGCGAUCCACGACGUUUCUUACUUUACUGCCGAUGGCAGUCGUUCGAAUGCUCCGCAAACUCCGGAUGAAAAUGGCCGCCACCGUUCCAUCGAUAGCCAUUCUAUCCGCUCAGUCUCGACGACGCGCAACUAUCGACCGAUUCCGCCGCCUAAGGAGGGUAUUCUACGAAGUGCUAGAUCUCGAGGCUCAACUCUGCAUCUCGUCACUACCACCGAAUCGCUGGGUCUUGAUAACCACAGUGCUCCUCCCAGCAGUUCUCAACAACAGGACGAUAGUAGUUUACAAAAAGCGAAGAAGAGGCCCAGCCAGGCCAUAAUUGCUCACUGGAAGAAUUGGACUCAUUGGUUCAUCGAGAAUACCACGAGAAGACGGCGUGGGCACGAAAGGCGUACCAGUCGAAGUGUGCCGGAUCUUCACAAUAAAGAAGGCAGCGCGAAAAGCAUCAAUGAUGUUAGUCCCAGGCCGCAAACGAGCAAAAACCCAAACACCGGCUUAAUAGGCGCAAAUCCUACUGCUCCUCUUCCCAAGGGAGUCAUUCCAAACGGUCUCGUCGCUAAGGCCAACGGAUCAUCUAGUUAUGGGUCUCUUCGAGGAAGCAUCAGUGGGCCUGUAGGGACACCAUCUCAACAGCCGUUGAGGCCUAAAAUUGCCACGUCGCAGGCCUAUAAACGCCAGUCAUUAUCGCCAUCACCAUUAACGCCUCGGGGCACUGUCCGCCGCUCGUCAGCAGGCUUGAGAGGGAGAAAAUCGACUUCAUCUUCCGUGUCUUCAGUGCGAUCCAUGCAUCACCACCAUCAUACCCACUCCAAGGCGUCUUCCACCAGCUCUACAGGCUCUGUAUCAACUACCAAAACGCCGCUGGCUCGCGGACACUCGCCUCACCACUCUGUUAAAGUUCUACCUGCGACUCCUACGGGCACGGGUUUCCCCUCCAACAUCCGUCUUGUUCGAAUGCCGCCCGCUCCCGCUCCUACAAUGAACAUGUACAACGAAGGCAUGCCAAGCCAGCCGCAAGCUCCUGGGUCACCAAACCCAUUUGGCACGGGUGUCAUGUUUGCAAAGAGAAAGAAGAAUCUGUUCAAGGGCCCGGGUCUUAGCUUUGGAGGCUCCUCCCAUGGACAUCGAAAUGGUGGUAGCGGAUCUCAUUCUCACUCCCGCAGUGGUAGCGCCUCGGGACUGGGCCGACAUUCCGGAGAGAUUACCAUCCAGGAAGAAGAUGAAGACCACAUGGGCGGUGUCGACGAAGAGGAGGAAGAGGAGGAGAUUGAGGAGGUCGAUGCGUUUAGCCCCUUGGUUGGUGGCCCGGGCGAAAUCAUUGAAGAACAGAUCCUUGAAGACGAAGAAGCAACCACUCCUACGGCGGAGGUACACAGCCCGGAUAUACAGAGUCCAUCGGCGAUUUCUCCUAGAAAUACAGUGCUUGCUUAGUGUGGCUUUGCUACACAAAGAGCAACUAAUGAACUUGGUUACAGCUCGAAAAUCGAAGUGUAUCUGCUUGCAAAGAUAGCAGAUUGGUAAUUACAGCAUCAACAUGGAACACA
This is a messenger RNA of Trichoderma atroviride IMI 206040, 2813 nucleotides long. RefSeq lists its product as uncharacterized. Gene Ontology annotation, molecular function: ATP binding; protein serine/threonine kinase activity. Lineage: Eukaryota; Fungi; Ascomycota; Sordariomycetes; Hypocreales; Hypocreaceae. The record is from RefSeq and is a predicted model, not a curated record. Gene Ontology annotation, cellular component: cytoplasm; spindle midzone; spindle pole centrosome. Gene Ontology annotation, biological process: mitotic spindle organization; regulation of cytokinesis; protein phosphorylation.